AUGCACUCUACUAUGCGCGACUCUAGCGACAGCGAGCGCUCGUGUCUCUAUCAGUUUUCUCCCUCAUCUCCUCCUCCUCUAUGCCCUCAGGUACACUCUGUCCCAGUUUUUGAGCUGCCUACUCCGCUCAAGUCAUCUCCAAUCGACUCCGCGAUCAAGAGAGAGGCUCAAGAGCUCUACAAACGUCUACAAGAUCUUCACAGCCCCGAGUGGAUUGGUGAAGAGGGUAAUCAGAAGUUCUUCCCCGUAACACCUGCAGUCUGGCUCGCACUGCAAGAUGUACUCUUUUUGAACAACGACAAGUUCAGUUGUCACUACGACGCUAAGAAAGAGUGCUUGGAGGUCAAGAUGGUCAGCCCAAUCCACAAGGUUGUCAAGAGUGAUUUCAUGACCACUAUCCAGAGGAAGCUUUUCACGUUGGAAGAAAAAGCCCCUACGAAAUCUGCAGUACGAGCAGUCAUUAGCAGCAUCAAAUAUAAAGGCGAGCUACCCGGAAAAGCAUCUGGCGAAGACAAACGUCGCCCCGACGCUGCUUUUGUCUCCGGACAGCGGCGAAAACCUUCACUUGUCGUCGAGAUUGGGCACAGCCAGAACGGAGCCACCAAAUUCGACCCGAUAGCUGAUAAGUACAUCGGCGGCAGUCAAGGUCGGAUCAGAACCAUGAUAGGCCUUGACAUGGAAUAUCGUACUCCUGAAUCGCGAGAGAGGCUUCGCACUCAGAAGAGAUGGGCUACCUACCAGAUAUAUCGGAGCCGCAUCAACAAGAAAGGCCGGCUGUACCCUCACACCACCAAAGAUCCGGUUGUUUUUCAGAAUGUGCAUGGUGUCGUUAAUCCUCGCGCUAAGCUCCGGCUCGAACUGGCCGAUUUUCUCCAGCCCAACACCGGUAAUUUCCUCGGGUACAGCAUCGAGAUUUCUCACCGAGAAUUGUGCAACGUCAUCGCAGAGGGAGACGAAACACAAGAUGUUUACGACGGACCCGAUUUCGAGGACGACGAGCCACUUGAAUACUCCCCAAUCCACAAAGGAUCGCCUUCCAUCGACAGCGAAGACCGCAGUGAUACCAGUGUCGGUAAGAAGAGGAAGCGUGGCGGCGAGAAAAGGAAGCGUGGCGGUAGGAAAAGGAAGCGCGCAUCAGCCGGAGAAGAAGAGAUGGAAGCGGUUCCGGAAGCGGACGGAGAAGACAACAGGGGUGAGAACGGUGAAGAAAACGGAGAAGCGAACGUGGAAUGGGCCUUUACCGUUGCCCACGCGCGCGCAGCCUCUCCAAGGGUUGUUAUCUAG
Alternaria arbusti is the source of this 1284-nucleotide messenger RNA. RefSeq lists its product as uncharacterized. The coding region runs from base 1 to 1284 and encodes 427 amino acids. NCBI's taxonomy places the organism in Eukaryota, Fungi, Ascomycota, Dothideomycetes, Pleosporales, Pleosporaceae. The transcript has a single exon. The record is from RefSeq and is a predicted model, not a curated record.